CAGCAUAUUUAAAUAAUUUUCUCCUCAUAUUUAAACCAUAAACAAAUGUUGCACUAGAAUAAUUCUUUUAAAAAAAAUCCAUAUUCACUGCCCCUAACUAUCUUUAAAAAGUAAAAAUAAAAAAAAACCCCACCAAACGAGUAAUUAUCCAGUAAUCUCAAAAUAUAAACAUUUGAUAAUUCAUAAUAUUAUGAUUGGCGGAGAAAGUAAGUAAGUGUAGUAUUAUGUUAGAUGAAUAAGAAAUAUGAGAUAAUAUAAUAAAUUAUGAUUAGUUAGGAUAUAGGAAUAUAUGAUAUUCCAAAAAUAUUUUAUAAUUUCCCAACCAGAGGUCGGCGAUUGUCAACCUCCUCGAACAUUGACCUCAAUUUAAACAAUCCCCUCCCUGUUCCUAUCUCUUAUGUCAAUUAGUAACAUGCGUGUAUCCACUGGGAGUGGUGACCUUGCGGGAAAGGCAGUCAUUUUCAAAGGGGUAUGUCAGCUUCAACUCUUGGGCGGUGUCGCAUGCUAGUUUUGUCUAGUUGACUCUCUUUGGCGAUCUCAUACUAUACUCUGGUCAAUACUUGAUCUGUUCUGUAAUACUUGACUGAACUCCAUUGAAUAUUUUGGUGGCGAGUUUCUUCUUUUGAGUUGAGUUAAAUCUAAUAAUUACCGGUUAUCUCGAGGCCAAGACUUGUGAUUUACGUAGCAUUUUUUUUUAAAAAAAAGGGAGAAAAAAAAGAAAAAAAAGCGUGUAUCCCAAACUAAAUUAUUUUAAAAAUUUAAAAACCCUCUUCAUAUCCUUUUCUGCUUGAAUCCCUCUCCCUCACUCUCUAGUGCUUCACUGUCUCUCGACAUGCGAUAUAUAUUUACAUAGAUAGAUACAUAUAAUUUUGGGAAUGCUUAGAGAUAGAGAUGGGAAAAGAGAGGAGCAUUGUGGUGCUAGCGGAUUCGCAGGCGGAGAUGAAGAAGAAAGCGGGGAGUUGUCGGAGCUGGAUUUUAAUGGACGCGGAGGGGAAGAGCACGGUGUUGGAUGUGGAUAAGUACGCUAUCAUGGACAGAGUUCAGAUUCAUGCUCGCGAUCUUCGCAUUCUCGAUCCUCUCUUGUCUUACCCUUCCGCCAUUCUCACCCGUGAAAAAGCUAUCGUCCUCAAUUUGGAGCACAUAAAGGCGAUUAUUACACCCGAGGAGGUAUUGCUUCGAGAUCCACUGGAUGAUAAUGUUAUCCCUGUUGUUGAGGAACUACAAAGGCGAUUGCCCCUUAUAAAUUCCAUUCGUGAAGGCCAAGAAGAUGGAAAUGAGUUGGGUGACCAACAAGAUGUUGAAGCUGAUGAAGAAGAUGAAUCUCCAUUUGAAUUUCGGGCAUUGGAGGUAGCUUUGGAAGCCAUUUGCAGUUUUUUUAAUGCUCGUGCAACAGAGCUGGAGACUGGUGCUUAUCCAGCUUUAGAUGAACUCACUUCUAAGAUUAGUACCCGUAACUUGGAUCAGGUUCGUAAAUUGAAGAGUGCAAUGACAAGGUUAACUGCUAGGGUUCAAAAGGUGAGAGAUGAGCUUGAACAAUUACUGGACGAUGAUGAUGAUAUGGCUGAUCUUUACUUGUCAAGAAAAUUGGCAGGCCCAUCUUCGCCUGUUAGUGGCUUGGGUGCUGCCAAUUCGUGUCCUGCUUCACCUACCAUAGGUUCGAAGAAAUCUAGAGCAAGUAGGGCAAGUGUGGCAACAUUUCGUGGAGACGAGAAUGAUGUUGAGGAGCUUGAAAUGCUACUUGAGGCUUACUUCAUGCAAAUUGAUGGAACUUUGAACAAAUUGAAUACACUGCGCGAGUUUAUUGAUGAUACAGAAGAUUACAUUAAUAUUCAGCUUGACAAUCGUCGAAAUCAGUUGAUUCAGCUAGAGCUUUUUCUAACCUCUGCAGGUAUUUCUGUGUCACUUUGUUCAACGAUGGCUGGAAUAUUUGGAGCGAAUAUCCCAUUUACUUGGAACUCAAACCACAGUGGUAAUCGUCCCUGUGGCAUUUUGUACCUGCAUUUUUAUACUUAUCAUUUACUAUGCUCGCUGCAAGGGUCUGGUUGGAUCUUGAAAUUUAUAAAUUGCAAAGAAGAUCCAGCAGCCGUGUUAUUUGCAGCCUAGCCUGUUUCGGGUGCGAACAUAGAUAAUUAUAAACAGCUUUGUAGAGUCAUAUUUUACUCAUUUGAUCUUUUGAUUUGGAGUCCCUUGUUAUUUUGUUCUUUAUAUAUGAAGUUGGGUCAAUUAUAGUGUCCUUUUUUUUUGCACAAUCUUAGUAAUUAUGUGCUUUGUUAAAUAUAAGUAAUGAAAUAAGUUGUUUCUAUCCGGAUCAAAUUCAAGUUA
Messenger RNA from Camellia sinensis, 2322 nucleotides. RefSeq names its product magnesium transporter MRS2-I. NCBI's taxonomy places the organism in Eukaryota, Viridiplantae, Streptophyta, Magnoliopsida, Ericales, Theaceae. The record is from RefSeq and is a predicted model, not a curated record. Gene Ontology annotation, biological process: magnesium ion transport. Gene Ontology annotation, molecular function: magnesium ion transmembrane transporter activity.